This is a messenger RNA of Linderina pennispora, 832 nucleotides long. RefSeq lists its product as uncharacterized. The transcript has a single exon. Bases 65 to 832 code for a protein of 255 amino acids. NCBI's taxonomy places the organism in Eukaryota, Fungi, Kickxellomycota, Kickxellomycetes, Kickxellales, Kickxellaceae. The record is from RefSeq and is a predicted model, not a curated record.
UAACCACUCAUUCCCCAAGUUAAUAUUUUUUUGAGUGAAACCUUUCAGUAUAGACUGUAACGAUAUGACUGAGGGAAAAGCCGGAGGACCGGCUAGCAACCUGCGCCAAGAGCAACUGCAUGAGCUGACCAUCAAACUCACCAAGCAUAUUGUGAUGCUUGAGGAUCGCAAGACUGAUAUCAUGAUAAGGCUAAUGGACCUCACACUGGACGAGGCCAAAGACAGCAAACUCCAGCAGGCUGAGCAAGGGCUUGCCGAGGUUGAGAAACAACUUGGUAACACCAGAACCCAGCUGGACAGAGUCAAGUUCUGUGAACAAACUGCAAAUACUGCACUACCUGCUCACACACCACUCAUAGAAGCGAUAACCCCAACUGAGGCAAGUGGGCUAAUGACUGAUGGUAAUGGUAUCAAGGAAUGGCACCCAUAUAUACACCACUACAACGAGCAAAACAAGGACCAGCUUACAGCACUACACCACUUACCCAGGUACACCAAUGAUGAUGAGGAAGGCGACGACAUUGAGACUUUCUUAGACAAGUUUCAGCAUGAACUCAGUACCUAUGGCCUACCCCUCGAUAACUAUUGGACACAUCUGUUGCCUGUCUGCUUUGUGAUAGAAGAUGACAAGUGGUUGAGGAGCCAUGUUUCACCAAGCCUUGGCUGGAGGCAGGCACACACCAGCAUUGUUCACCAUUUUGCUGGGGAGAAAAUCCAUUACCAGUUCACCAUGGAGCUAUUUCAGUACAAGACCCACCCCAAUGAGUCACCAUCAGCAUUUGUCUCCCAGUACUGGCAACAUUGUUCUCAGAGCCAGUGCAAAGGACAAUGA